GGCAGGCGGACGGGUGAGGGGCAAAGAUGAGGGGGGCCCUCGCUGCCUUUCCGCUCUCGUGUGAAGUGGGGUUGUUCACCCCUUAGAAACUGAGAAGCGAGUCCUGGGUAAUGGAGUGGAUCGGGUGUCCAAAUGUAGCUUUUAAGGUAGAAAAUUUCAGAAAGCCCUUGCUUAACCAGAGGGCCUUUCCCGCCUCCCCAAACUGAGACUGUUAAAUGGAGAAGUCGGUGGGGAGAGUAGGACGCGAGAGAUUGUGCCCCAGUGAGAUCCCUGUAAGAAUUCCUACACCGAGUGACAGCGAGAGAUCCAGGAACUAUCCGUUCUCUACCAAACUUGCCCUCCAGUUGGGGGUGAGGCCCGGGAUGCUCACCUCUGCGAUAACGUUAAGAAAGAGAAAUUGCGGAAGUCGCGGUUCUGCGUUGCCCUUUUAAGCGCGCUCCGCCAGCCCCCCCGCCCCCUCCCUCCGUUCCUGCGGCCGCUUUAAGGCGCGGGGCAUUGUGGGUGCGGGGAGUGGAAUUUUGGAGCGAGAAGUACAGUAGUAAGAGUAACAUUGGAGCCGCCGGCGGCAGAGGGGGCGCGCCGCGGAGGGGACGCCGCACCCCCUUUCUUUUGCGGGGACCCCCCCAUACAAGCAGACUACCAGAGGGAAGAGGCGCCCGAAGACCCGCCCCGGCCCAGUCCACGUUUCCCCCAGGAAGCCGGACUCUAUGGGGCGGGACCCUGGGGGAGACUGAGCAGACCCAGAGCCAGCCGCGCACCCCUGAACCGAGAGCCGGGGGCGCCCCGGGAGCACCGCCCGGUGGGCACGCCUGCCCGCCCGCCGCGCAGCCAUGAGCGAGCUGGUCGUCUGUUCCAGCCGGGCCACUGUGAUGCUUUAUGAUGACAGCAGCAAGCGAUGGCUCCCGGCCGGCACAGGUCCCCAGGCCUUCAGUCGUGUCCAGAUCUACCACAACCCCACGACCAACUCCUUCCGGGUCGUGGGCCGAAAGAUGCACCCCGACCAGCAGGUGGUCAUCAACUGUGCCAUCAUGCGGGGUGUCAAGUAUAACCAGGCCACCCCCAACUUCCAUCAAUGGCGUGAUGCGCGCCAAGUCUGGGGCCUCAACUUCAGCAGCAAGGAGGAUGCGGCACAGUUCGCUGCUGGCAUGGCCAGUGCCCUAGAAGCCUUGGAAGGAGGGGCCCCUCCUGGACCUCCCACACCAUCUGCCUGGUCAGCCCAGAACGGACCCUCCCCAGAGGAGCUAGAGCAACAGAAAAGGCAGCAGCCCAGCCAGCCAGAGCACAUGGAGCGCGAGCGCCGGGCCUCUAAUGCAGGAGGCCCUCCUGCUCCCCCAGCUGGGGGGCCACCGCCACCUCCAGGACCUCCUCCUCCUCCAGGUCCCCCCCCACCUCCAGGGCUGCCCCCCUCAGGGGUCCCAGCUGCAGCACAUGGAGCAGGAGGAGGCCCACCCCCUGCACCCCCUCUCCCUACAGCACAGGGCCCUAGCGGUGGAGGUGCUGGGGCCCCUGGCCUGGCUGCAGCAAUUGCUGGAGCCAAACUCAGGAAAGUCAGCAAGCAGGAGGAAGCCUCCGGGCCGCCCAAAGCCGAGAGCAGUCGGAGCACAGGUGGGGGGCUCAUGGAGGAGAUGAAUGCCAUGCUGGCCCGCAGAAGGAAAGCCACACAAGUUGGAGAGAAACCCCCCAAGGAUGAAUCUGCCAGUCAGGAGGAACCAGAGGCCAGAGUCCCAGCCCAGAGUGAACCAGUGCGGAGACCCUGGGAGAAAAACAGCACAACCUUGCCAAGGAUGAAGUCGAUGUCUUCGGUGGCUGCUUCCGAGCCUCACUCCUCCACGCCCAGCUCUGCCCCUGAGUCAGACCUGGACAGCGUGAAGCAGGAGCUUCUGGAAGAGGUGAGGAAGGAACUGCAGAAAGUCAAAGAGGAGAUAAUUGAAGCUUUUAUCCAGGAGCUGAGGAAGCGGGGUUCUCCGUGACGACCGGAAUGCAAAGGACCCACUUUUCCUUUCUGCACACCCUGCGCCUGUCACCCUGCUUCCCUGCCUCAACUUGAUAUGAAUUGGCUGAAGACUAUACAGGAAUGCAUUUUCCCCUCCCCAUCCCACUUGGAAAAUUCCAAGGGGGUGUGGCUUCCCUGGCACCACGCCCACACCCUUACUGGCUGCUGAUUGGCUGGGGAGGCCCCCACCUUUGCUCCCUUUGGUCCUUCCCCUCUGCCGUUCCCUUGGGGCUGGUCCCUCUGCUGGGGAUGUACCAAUUAACCCCACAGUAAGGGGGAUGGGAGGAGGAAAUUUCACAUUCCCCUGUUCUAGGUUCACUUUAACACUUAUGCCUUGGAUUUUUUUUUUAAGAAAAAAAAUAUAUAUAUAUUUGGGUUUGGGGGAAGGAAAUUUUUUUCUCUUUGGUUUUGAUAAAAUUGGGGUGUGGGUGUUUUUAAUGUAAUAGCUCUAGGCUUGCCCCAUUUGGGGCAGCUAUUUAAGAGGGGGUGUCCCAUCAGGUGGGGUGCUCACCCCCAUGAGGGACAACCUUCCCUCUGGCCCCUUCCCCUUUUCUAUAAGGAAUUAAUAUGCUGUAACUUUUUGAAACCUCAUUUUUUUUCAUUUUUUUAUUUGGGUAGGUUUCGAGGUCCAGACCAUUUUUAUCCCCUGGGGAGAGCUAUUUAGGGAGAAGGGAGAGGAGGUGGAGGAAACCUUACCUCCCCACACCUUCACCUUUAGCUUCUUGAAAAUGGGUCCUCGCCUAAUAAAUCUUCUGUUUUAUAAAU
This is a messenger RNA of Octodon degus (degu), 2758 nucleotides long. RefSeq names its product vasodilator stimulated phosphoprotein (gene Vasp). Gene Ontology annotation, biological process: protein homotetramerization; actin polymerization or depolymerization; neural tube closure. Lineage: Eukaryota; Metazoa; Chordata; Mammalia; Rodentia; Octodontidae. The coding region runs from base 831 to 1970 and encodes 379 amino acids. Gene Ontology annotation, cellular component: cytoskeleton. The record is from RefSeq and is a predicted model, not a curated record. Gene Ontology annotation, molecular function: SH3 domain binding; profilin binding; actin binding. The transcript is spliced from 13 exons.